Molecule: messenger RNA, 1584 nt
Organism: Umbelopsis ramanniana AG
Lineage: Eukaryota; Fungi; Mucoromycota; Umbelopsidomycetes; Umbelopsidales; Umbelopsidaceae
Exons: 1
Coding region: 1-1584 (527 amino acids)
Molecular function (GO): phosphatidylinositol binding
Source: RefSeq, a predicted model, not a curated record
AUGUCCUACUCACCGCAACCCCGCCCAUCAUUAUCAUCUACCUUACUAGGCAGAAAAUCGAAUCAGCGCCAUGGUAUUAAGCUCGCUCCAACUAUUGCGUCCGCACGAAUUAUAUCCACUCUAAGACGCCAUGACCAAAAGAUAUGGUACUCGAUCAGCGUAGUUCCUCGUAAUGACCUACCUAAUAGGAAGAUAGUUCGCGCUCCCUACACAGUUUUUCGACGCUACGAAGACUUUCUGGCAUUUUCAAAUAAACUACAAGAGGUCGUUGGGCCCUCACCAUCAGAAAGUUCAAAAAUACCGAAAUCGCCCCGAGCUAAUAAAUAUAAGGCAUUGGCUACAACGUUUAUAAAAGACAGUGCAAGUCCCGUCGUGGCAUUGCCAAGACUCAAAUCUCGCAUCGUCUCCUUCGUCACCAAACAAGAUAGCUCACAACGACGGGAAGAUCUCGACAAUUUUCUAGAUUCUUUAUUCCGGCUGCCAGACCAUUUACUCAAGUCACUGCCAGUUUUGGAAUUUUUCGGCAUUGACAAAUCAGAUAUGGAACACAAAGUCAGCCAUGAUAUGAAUCUCUUAUCGCCAGACAGUAGCUAUCUCGACCUUGACUUGGCACCACACUCCUAUGGUCGAAGACUAGGGUCGGUGCCAUCUAAAAGUUACAGUAUAAUACCACCGCCAAUGCUGUCUAGGUCUUGUUCUGCCCUGGCAGUAAAAGUACCCACAUCAGCUGUGAAAAAGACAAUUUCGAAUCCUAAUUUCAACCAAGACGCAUAUGUUCAAUACAAGCCUAGCGAAAAAAAUGUCAAUGUGUCGUCAAAGUUAUACAAUAAGGCAGAACGGGCUCAGAAACGCUUCUUGUCAGCACCAAAUCCACAUAACACCCUUCAUGUCCCACCAGCAAGCUAUGUGGCGUCUGAUCCUUGGGAUGAUCAGACAUCAAACCCCAUUCAUUUUGCCUCCAAGGAUGAAGUUUUCAACAGAACUGACUUGAUAGUGCCAAAGGCUUAUGCAAAGGAGUCUGUGUCUCCUCUUGAGAUUGCAGAAAGCCCUCUGGCACCCAAUCCAAAAUUAUCACUCUCAGCUCCUGCACCACGCAAAAAGUAUACCCAUCUCCAAAGGAAUACACACUUUCCUAAAGCCAAAGAGGAAAGUACAAGAAAAAAUAUAAGAAAUGAACCGCGGGAUUCGGCUUUAUUUGUGCCUUUACAACGCUGCCUCUCAACACCGAUUCUGAAUUGCUAUGCGCAACCUGCGCAGGCCAGGAAUAUUCGAAUCAAAGUUAUCUAUGAUCUUGAUAAUAUUAUUAUACUCCAAGUACCACGAAACAUAUCAUUGCAGGAGCUUAAAAGUAGGAUUGAGAGUAAAUUAUCCAACAUCCACUUGCCAGCCAACGCCAAGGAUUCCAUGUCGCUGUUGUUCUAUGGGAAGCAGAGGACGAGUCAUGAAGACAGCCAAAGCUUACGUCCCAGUGACGCUUAUAGCAUAGCAAGCAGCAAGGAGCUGGUGUAUGCCAUGACGACCAUGUGGAGUGACCUGGAUAAGGUGACUGUGAGACUUACGAUUGGAAUGUUAACUGUUGGUUGA